Messenger RNA from Dibothriocephalus latus, 1509 nucleotides. Lineage: Eukaryota; Metazoa; Platyhelminthes; Cestoda; Diphyllobothriidea; Diphyllobothriidae. The record is from the annotation of a GenBank genome assembly.
AUGAAAAAGAAGAAGAUCCAGGCUCGUGUUUCCGGCGGCAUGAAUACUAACAGCAGCGCGGAGGAUCACGAAGCAGACAAUGACGACGACAGCAACGAUGAGUACACCGCGGAGAAGGAACCACAACAGAGGCUGCCCUCCCCGGCCGAAGUGAAUGACGCUGGCGUUAACGGUGGUACAGGCGGGGAAACAUGCGCACCGACACCCGCUGACAACCUCAUGUCCGAUCCCUCAGUGGCUAGGUUCGCUGCCCAAGAGGCUUUUCUCUCACAUUUUGCUUCAGCGAAGCGUACGGAGGUUGACACCACCACUCCACCUCUGUACCCACUUACCGCCUACCAACGUCAACUCUUCGAUUCUAGUAGACACCUCGAUCUGCCAAAUCCCACUGAAAUGCUCCGACUCUCGGCAACUCAAAAGGAAACCGUGCCCGCCGCCGCCACCCCCUCCUAUCCACGAGAUGUCACCUACCAGACUACAAACCCUACUGAGUCAGGCUGCGAGGCCUUCUUUACGAGGGAGUUGAAUAGUUGUUAUGACCAGGAAUGGUGUGACUUGUACCCAUCCAGAAGAUUUUUAAAUCCACAGUUAUCCUACCCCUCCCGCCCACCGUCGUCAGAAUUGAAGACAGAACCUGCUUUUCCCCCAACUCGCGAAUCCCUCGCCGACUACUCCCGAGAUUUUGGACAGUCUAGUCUAAGUGAGUAUCCAUACUCUCAGAAGCAUACCCUUCAAUCGCUUGCAAGCAGUGCGGUUCCCGGCUUCAUUGAUAGCAAUCAAGCGAGCAGUGGAAGCCAGAGUAGCAGUCCUUCCGGGAUUGGUGGUGUUGGGGUGGUCGGUGCAGAGUUUGGAACUUCGAGGUCCUCUUCUCAGGUCUUCGGUACUUCACAUUAUUCACAUUGCCCCUCAAUCAGGCCGUCAAACAAUCAUGUGACGGAAGAAGGUCUCGGCAGGUAUGCAGCAAUGUUUUCCAGCCUGCUCAAUCCGAACACUUUUGAAACUGGUCGAACUGAAAGUCAAACCCUUCCGCCAGGUCAAGAACCCCAACCCCGGUCAUGUGAGCCACAACACCAACGGCGACGGCAGACACAAGCCCAUGAGUCCUCGACCUACCCCCUUGCCAACUCCGAAUUUUAUUCCCAAUAUAUGGCCCAUGGCUACUCCCAGUACCCUCAGGCCGAAACCAACACAAUGUUCUCGGAGGCUGGGGUUUCUCCGUCUGCUGCUCCAAUGGAUCCGAUGCAACAGUACUGUGCACCCUUUUACGAAGCACCGACUUCAAGCCCCCAGAGACACACUGAGACGAUGGCGCUUCCGGCCUACCAAGCGAUGGGGUUCGGUGAACAAAAUUUACCCUGUCCUUCUGUCUGUGACUAUGCCUCUGUCUUUUCCCAUGUCUAUCCUCACAAUAAGCCAGAGGAUAACGAUUUCGGACCAGUCAGCAUGUUCCCACCAGCAUUUACUGCGACGAAUGGUGUAUCGUUGGAAUCAACACUGAAAAUAGCUUGA